AUGUUCCCCCUCGUCGGCCGCUCUUUCCCACGUCAUACCGCUUUCCCCGUCACCCGCGCUUCUCCUCAUCACUUCCCCAAGUCGCCAAAGCUUCUUCUCAUCUCUCUCUCUUCUCCUCAACGUCCUCGUUUCCCUCGUCGCCAUAACGCCUCCGCUUCUCCCCGCCGCCCUCGCUUCCCCACGUACGCGCCUCCAUCUCCCCCACAUACCACCCGCCUUCCUCCUCAGACGCCACCCUCGUUCCCCUCCACAGAACGCCUUCAGGGGGAGGGACAGAGGGGGAAGGACAAAGGGGGAUGGCCCUCGCCUCGCGCGCUUCCCCUCGUCACACUCUAUUCCCCUCGUCAUACGCGCUUCCCCUCGUCACACUCUAUUCCCCUCGUCAUACGCGCUUCCCCUCGUCACACGCUAUUCCCCUCGUCACACGCUAUUCCCCUCGUCAUACGCGCUUCCCCUCGUCACACGCUAUUCCCCUCGUCAUACGCGCUUCCCCUCGUCACACGCUAUUCCCCUCGUCAUACGCGCUUCCCCUCGUCACACGCUAUUCCCCUCGUCACACGCUAUUCCCCUUGUCAUGCGCUCUUCCCCUCUCGUCAUGUGCUCUAUCUCUCUUCCUUUAAACCUCUCUCUCUCCCUUUCUUCCUCCCAUCCACACUAGUUGCUUCCAAACCGCCCCCCACCCUCAUCCCUCCUGAGGGGAAUGGGAGACACAGAGGGCCCUGUUUACCCUCUGCCCUGCUUCCCCGCACCCUCUGCCCUGCUUCCCCGCACCCUCUGCCCUGCUUCCCCCUUUGCCCUGCUUCCCUCAACCCUCUGCCCUGGGCCCCCCCACCCUCUGCCCUGCUUCCCCCCAUCCCCUUCCCUGCUUCCCCCCAUCCCCUGCCCUGCUUCCCCCCAUCCCCUUCCCUGCUUCCCCCCAUCCCCUUCUCUGCUUCCUCCCAUCCCCUUCCCUGCUUUCCCCCAUCCCCUUCCCUGCUUCCCCCCAUCCCCUUCCCUGCUUCCCCCCAUCCCCUUCCCUGCUUCCCCCCAUCCCGCUCCCUGAUUCCCCCCAUCCCCUUCCCUGCUUCCCCCCAUCCCCUGCCCUGCUUCCCCCCAUCCCCCUCCCUGCUUCCCCCCAUCCCCUUCCCUGCUUCCCCCCAUCCCCUUCCCUGCUUCCCCCCAUCCCCUUCCCUGCUUCCCCCCAUCCCCUUCCCUGCUUCCCCCCAUCCCACUCCCUGCUUCCCCCCAUCCCCUUCCCUGCUUCCCCCCAUCCCCUUCCCUGCUUCCCCCCAUCCCCUUCCCUGCUUCCCCCCAUCCCACUCCCUGCUUCCCCCCAUCCCCUUCCCUGCUUCCCCCCAUCCCCUUCCCUGCUUCCCCCCAUCCCCUUCCCUGCUUCCCCCCAUCCCACUCCCUGCUUCCCCCCAUCCCCUUCCCUGCUUCCCCCCAUCCCCUUCCCUGCUUCCCCCCAUCCCCUUCCCUGCUUCCCCCCAUCCCACUCCCUGCUUCCCCCCAUCCCCUUCCCUGCUUCCCCCCAUCCCCUUCCCUGCUUCCCCACGGUGCGCCACCGAAGCACCGCAUCCAGCAGAUCUUCGAGUGGAUCUGCCCUGA
Molecule: messenger RNA, 1587 nt
Organism: Closterium sp. Naga37s-1
Lineage: Eukaryota; Viridiplantae; Streptophyta; Zygnematophyceae; Desmidiales; Closteriaceae
Source: the annotation of a GenBank genome assembly